Messenger RNA from Esox lucius (northern pike), 6077 nucleotides. It is a transcript of the gene apba2a, whose product is annotated as amyloid beta (A4) precursor protein-binding, family A, member 2a. Gene Ontology annotation, cellular component: plasma membrane; cytoplasm; dendritic spine. The coding region runs from base 239 to 3580 and encodes 1113 amino acids. Lineage: Eukaryota; Metazoa; Chordata; Actinopteri; Esociformes; Esocidae. The transcript has 10 exons. The record is from RefSeq and is a predicted model, not a curated record. Gene Ontology annotation, molecular function: protein binding; amyloid-beta binding. Gene Ontology annotation, biological process: chemical synaptic transmission.
GGAGGUGGAAGGGGAGGUGGAGAGGCAGGAGGAGACUGGGGAGGUGGUGGUGCAGGAGGUGCAAGGGCAGGAGGAGACUGAAGAGGAACGGGAUGUGACCACGUACUCUGAAAACUCGGAGGAGACUGAGGAAGACACCCCCAGCAGCCAUCAGGGGAAUGGUGGGGAGGGAACGAGAGAGGCAGAGAGGGAUGGGGAGAGAGACAGGGAGGGGGAGAGAACGAGACAGGGAGAAUUGAUGACAGAGGGACUGGGAGAAAGGGAUAUCAGAAUUCAGGAGCACACUGUUGUCAGCCACCAGGAGAUGGAGGAGCUGAGGAGGGACAGGCAGAGUCAGGCAGAUUGCAUCAUGGGAAACCCCGGCGGCAGUACAACCUCACGUCGUGUCUUAGAAUCCCCACAGAGGACCUCCUGUCGUGUGAGUGGAGGAGGGAGAGAUUGGACUCCUCAAAGGGCCCACAAGGAGGUGAAGAGGCAGGGCAGGGGAGGCCGAAGGGACACGAGGUGUGAGAGGGGAGGCGGAAGGGGUGGAAGGGAGACGGAGCGCGAGGAUGGCGUUGGCCAGAUGAUGUCUGAGGUCAAGGUGUGCAUGAGCAGUAGCAGUAGCUCUGAGACGCAGGACGGUAGAGAGGCCGCCCUCCGACCCAGACCUCCGAGGCCUCGACCCCGGCCCCGCCCUGGCCCCGGCAACCCACACCCCCACCAGGCGGACUCCCACAGUCAGCAGGCAAAGGCCCAGAGUAAGACGCGCCCAAAACAGGCCUACCAGACACACACCUACCUAACAGAGGGCGACACCGACCCAGCACAGGCCCAGAACCUCGAGCUAGAGGCCCAGAGCGACACCCGACAGAGCCAGCAGACAAAAGCACAAGACUGCGGAGAAGAUGCCAUUAGGCCUAGACCCAGAUCCGGCCCGAACACACCACAUCCUCACCAGACACGGCCAAAGCAGGUCCACCAGACCCGACAUGCACAGCCAGACCAAAACCGCAAGAGACAAGCACCCAGCCACCCAACACAAGCCCAGGCUAGUCAGGACCACACUGGGAAGACCCGGGGACACACCCAACCAACACUGUGUUCAACCAGUACCUCUGACUCCCCUCCCAGCCUCCAAAACCAGACCCAGUUGAAUGGUACCAGUACCAGGUCCACCUCUGACUCCCCUCCCAGCCUCCAAAACCAGGCACAGCUGAAUGGUACCAGUACCAGGUCCACCUCUGACUCCCCUCCCAGCCUCCAAAACCAGGCACAGCUGAAUGGUACCAGUACCAGGUCCACCUCUGACUCCCCUCCCAGCCUCCAAAACCAGACCCAGUUGAAUGGUACCAGUACCAGGUCCACCUCUGACUCCCCUCCCAGCCUCCGGAACCAGGCACAGCUGAAUGGCAUCAGUACAAGGUCCCCCUCUGACUCCCCCUCAAGUGUUCAGAACCAGGCUGAGUUGCAUGGUACCAGUACCAGGUCCAUUUCUGACUCUCUUCCCAGCCUCCAAAACCAGGAUCAGUUGCAAGGUACCAGUACAAGGUCAACCUCUGCUUCCCCACCUAGUAAGGCCCAAACCUGCUACUCUCAAGUCCAGCAGCAUGACAGGGAGAGUUUAGUGGGACCCCAGCCUACUUCUGUCUCCCCUACCAGCCAGCAGAACCAGGCUCUAUCGCAUGGUACCAGUACCAGGCCCACUUCAGUCUCCCCUCCCAGCCACAAGGCCCAGGUACAGGACCACACUCCCAACACGCGACACCCCCAGCACCGCUACAGGGAGAGCAGCGCCAGGGCCCCGUCCGACCCUCCCCCUUUCCAGGGCCAGCUGUAUCAGACUGAGACCCGGACCCAGGAGGAGCCCCAAAGAGAGGGUCCAACUAGCCUCAGCUCGGACCGCAACCCCAUCCCAGAGAAGCACCCCGGGGCUGUCAACACAUCCCCUCUGCCCUCACCCACCCCGCGCUACAAGUCGAGCCCCGCCUCAUCCGCCCCGUGCUACAAAACAACCCCACCUUCACCCGCCCCGUGUUACAAAACAACCCCACCUUCACCCGCCCCGUGUUACAAAACAACCCCACCUUCACCUGCCCCGUGUUACAAAACAACCCCACCUUCACCCGCCCCGUGCUAUAAAACAACCCCACCUUCACCCGCCCCGUCCUACAAAACAACCCCACCUUCACCCGCCCCGUGCUACAAGGUGUGUCCUUCUCCACCUGCUCCGCCCUACAAGACUUCCCCAGCUCCGCUGGCUCCGCAGCGUGGCACAGAGGCCCGGAGGGAGUCCCCAGAGAGGAGAAGCGCACAGGAACAGAUUCCUCAACAUGUAACAGAAGAGCAGCCUAGCAGGCCACCGUACCCAGAGCCCCAAGAAACUGAGGAGGACAGCGACAACACACCUCAACCAACACAGAACAAUGCCUCAUUCCCCAGCUUUGUGGAUGUCCCAGGUCCGUGUGAGCCGGAAGACCUGAUUGAUGGGAUAAUUUUUGCUGCCAACUACCUGGGCUCCACCCAGCUGCUGUCAGACAAGAACCCAUCUAAAGGAAUACGCAUGGCUCAGGCCCACGAGGCUGUCAGCCAGGUCAAGAGCCAAGACGAAGACUCUCAGUUGGUGACAGAAGUUGACCUCUUCAUCUCCACCAAGGCUGUGAAGGUGCUGAAUGCGGACACACAGGAAACACUGAUGGACAGUGCGUUGCGCACCAUCUCUUACAUUGCGGACAUCGGGAGCAUCGUGGUUCUGAUGGCUCGGACUCGUAGAUCAGGAGGCACCGCCUCACAGGACUGUACUGAGUCUGACCUGUCCUCUGCAGAGGGCCAGAGGCAGUACAGAAUGAUCUGUUACGUCUUCGAGUCAGAGGAUGCCCAGCUGAUUGCGCAGUCCAUUGGCCAGGCGUUCAGCGUCGCCUACCGGGAGUUUCUGCGAGCCAAUGGGAUCAAUCCUAAGGACCUGAGUCAGAAACAAUACAGUGACAUCAUCAAUUCCCAGGAAAUGUACAACGAUGACCUGGUCCAUUUCUCAAACUCGGACAACUGUAAAGAGCUGGAGUUGGAGAAGCAGAAAGGAGAGAGCUUGGGUGUGGUGAUAGUGGAGUCCGGCUGGGGCUCCAUCCUGCCCACGGUGAUCCUGGCCAACAUGCUGAACAGUGGGCCGGCCGCCCGCUCUGGGAAGCUGAACGUGGGGGACCAGAUCAUGUCUAUUAAUAACACCAGUCUGGUGGGCCUGCCCCUGGCCACCUGUCAGAGCAUCAUCAAGGGUCUCAAGAGCCAGGUCCAGGUGAAGCUGAGUAUUGUGAGCUGCCCUCCUGUCACUACAGUCCUAAUCAAGAGACCUGACCUCAAGUUCCAGCUGGGCUUCAGCGUUCAGAACGGCAUUAUCUGCAGUCUGAUGCGCGGCGGUAUCGCAGAACGAGGAGGGGUGCGAGUCGGCCACAGGAUCAUUGAGAUCAACGGGCAGAGCGUGGUUGCCAUGCCGCAUGAGAAGAUAGUCCAGACCCUGUCCAUCUCAGUGGGUGAGAUCAAUAUGAAGACGAUGCCUGCUGUGAUGUUCAGACUGUUAACAGGACAGGAGACCCCUGUCUAUAUCUAGUCUCUACUCUGCUCUACCCUCCAGGGCCAGGACGCCCCACACCUCAUUUUGCCCCCCUGCUCCACCCUCCAGGGCUCCCACGCUGCACCCCACCCCCCGACCCUUUCUACAACCAGGGUUACCGGAAACGAAACCGCCACGCAUUAAAAACAAGCUGCUGGUUGUUGUGCUUUCAGUCAUUUUAUAGGCACAAACAUCUCUGUGGUGAAUCAUUUAUUUAAAGAAUUAGCCUAUGACAAAUGCAGUAUGGGAGUAGAGGUUUUAGUUGUUUUGUUCCCCUUGACAUUUUUUCCAAAUAUUGUGUUUUUUCCUUUUAAACAUAAUGUUUUCAAACAAGAGGUUCACCACAGAGAUUUUGUAAUGUGUAAGCUGUAAUAAUCAAAUGAUUGUGGGUAGAGGAGGCCGAGUGUUAGGGCCCUAUUCUCUAAGUAGUUCACUACAUGUGACCAGGGAACAUAUGGCUCUGGUCAUUGGGGAAACACCCCUUGAAUACUCUCUAACUACUUCUGUAUGUGUGGGAGGAAAUGAGGGAGAGACUGGCAACAGAGGCUGUUCCAGCCAUUGCAUUGUCAAUAGCCAUUGGAUGUGGGGGCGGGGCUUCUGACCUCAUCCAAUAUGUUUUAAGAUGGAGGUGAGAAGAGAUGAUGCAAGGAAUUAAAGAGAUUCUGUUCUCCAAAUGAUGUGGUUCAAGAUGGACCAUUAUACUUUUUUUUAAGUAUAAUUUCAUUUUGGUUGGUUCAUUUGUGAUUAAUUUAAUACAAAAUUGUUUGAAAUGAAUGCAAUAUAAGCUGUCCCUAGUGGAUGUGGUAUAUACAGUAUGUGUGUGUGGGUGUGUGUUUACUGGUUUAAAUAUCUUGCAAGUAUUAAAACAAGGAAAAUCUGCUGUUGUGGGGACAUUUUGUCCAGCCAUAUUAAGAAGGAAUUUUCCAACUCGGUUAAGCUUAAAAGUUGCAACUGGGGUUAGGAUUACGAUUAGGCAAUGAAUUGAUCAAUAAAAUAAAGGAGUGAGAAAACACACAGUCUGCACUUCAAGGAAUGAUUGUGACUUGUGCGUUUCAGUGUGUGGAACACAGAAAAGUACUAUUACUUUAGUUCCUCUGGGGUUAGGUUUUGGGUUGAGAUAGGUGAUUUGGUGUCCCCAGAGGAACGGGGCACAGGGUGUGUGUGAAUGUAAGACGAAAUGUACACACAAGGUCGGGGUUACUUUCUCACAAGAAGAGAUUGCAAACAGCUAAUUUUAUUUUUGAACGUCUUACUAGUUUUCGUUAGUAACAUGCAAGACUCUGUGAUUUACUGUAGUUGCGUUGUAGUUGGGUUUAGGGGGAAGAAUGUGGCAAAUGUGCCACAACUGUGUUGAUAUUGUAACUUAUCGUUGGGGCUAGCCUUUCAUUGUUCUUUGAUUGUUUAACUGACAGCUGGGGUGAUUUAGCCAUGUGAGAACACAACACACACUGUAUGUUAUGAUGCUGUAGAGUGCCUUCAGAUUGUUCACACCCCCUUGAACAUUUUGAAAUGUGGUCGUGUCAAAGCCUCACAGAUCAUCAAAAUGGAUCCACACACCAAGUGGAAAUACUCAUUCAUUAAAAAUACGAACCUAGAUUUAACAAUGAUUAAACAGUACCCGCCGAAAGGUGUACGGACAAGUGGGGACGUGGGGGACAGGCUCUAAUUUAUGGAACUCCAAGGCACCGACACGACAGAAUGUUAAAACCUUCAAGGGGAUGUGGACUUCUCACUGGCAUUGUCAAUUGUAAUUCAUAAGGGAGGGUUUAUUUCCACUGGCCAACAUGAGGAACUUUAGCCACCCCUCAUAUAUAUUGACACAGUACGGUAUGGGACAAGGCCAAAUAUCAUCGUGUAUGGGGCAUUCUAGCCUGGUCUGACAUUGUUGCCUAUCAUGCCACAGCAGGACAAAGACCAUACGAAUUGGCAAUGCAGCACAAAGGGAUCUGUUACCAGGCUUGGGGAUUAUUGAUUUUCCACUGUAAAACUUCGGACCUGAUUUGCCCCGACGAAAAAUGGAGCUACCCCCGCAAAAAAAUGUCAACUCUUUAUAACCCAUGAGUUAGUUUGCGUUUUCUGUUGCUCAAAUACAGACACAAUGCCUGUUAACCUCUUAACGACUGUUAACGACACAUUAUGGUAACGCAGAAGGCCAAAGACAUAACCGGCAAUGACAUGCAUCCUUCUUUCUCUGCGUCCUAAAUGCCACAAUGGUCCCUCUAUAAUGUAUAAAGACGUAGGAUCAAAUGUCGUGCCCUAUUAAGGGGGCAGGAGCAGUUUGGGGCGCAAAUAAGUGUGCUGGACUGUGUGAUCUUGUAUAUUGCUGUAUGAAUGUAUCGCCAGACGCUAAGAAUACACUGUGACUGAUUGAGAAAGGAGCAGAUGAUGACGACGUGUGUUACUGCUUUCCAUAUGGGUUUUAAUGAGAUGACCUCCGCGACAUGCCGUGAUGAAAAUAAACACCUGGAACACUCACACCUAGUGUUCAAGCAGA